AGAUUUUUGAUUAGAUUCAUCUGUUUAUUUUUAGCCGGCAGGGGUACUGUUUAUUGAUAACUUCCAGAUAUUUGAAAUGAUUGAGAUCACGGUGAACGAUCGGCUAGGAAAGAAAGUCCGGAUUAAAUGCAACCCGAACGAUACGAUUGGUGACUUAAAAAAACUUAUCGCUGCACAAACCGGUACGCGGUACGAAAAAAUAGUGCUAAAGAAGUGGUAUACGAUUUACAAGGACCAUAUAACACUGCAGGAUUAUGAGAUACAUGAUGGUUUCAAUUUUGAAUUAUACUAUCAAUAAUGUCUAUGUUUCGAGUGUUACAAUCAGUGCUAUUUGUAUUCUGCCUAUUGUUUUUACUUAUGUUUGUUCCCACACUGUACAGUUGAAUAAAUUAUUUGAUAGGCAGC
Loa loa (African eye worm) is the source of this 405-nucleotide messenger RNA. RefSeq names its product ubiquitin-like protein 5. Bases 77 to 298 code for a protein of 73 amino acids. The transcript has 2 exons. Lineage: Eukaryota; Metazoa; Nematoda; Chromadorea; Rhabditida; Onchocercidae. Gene Ontology annotation, molecular function: protein binding; protein tag activity. The record is from RefSeq and is a predicted model, not a curated record. Gene Ontology annotation, biological process: mRNA splicing, via spliceosome; protein modification process. Gene Ontology annotation, cellular component: cytoplasm; nucleus.